UAUUAGCAAGAAACAUGGCCGACUUUGAUCAGUUGACGUUUGCAAUGACAUUUGAUUUCUAAUACAUAUCCGACAUUGCAAUUUUUGUUGAAAUAAAUCUUACGUAUUUUCCUAAAUAUGCAAGCAUUACAAGCCCUGGAAAGUAUUGCGGUCGUUGAAAAUGAUGUCAUUAAUCGGCGCAGAAAAGUGUAUCGGUCAAGAGGGAAUCCAUUUUCUUUGGACGAUGAAGAAUUCCGGAAACGAUAUCGGUUCUCAAAAAAAACGGCUACUUUUAUUAUAAAUUUAGUCCGGGAAGACUUGAAGCUGAGCGCUAAAGGUUGUGGUACCUCACCAGAGUUGCAAGUAUUGACGGCAAUAAGAUGUUGGGGACGUCGUGAGGUUCAAGAAGAUGCUGGAGACCUUCAUGGAUUAUCUCAAGCUACUACUAGCCGUAUAUGCAACAGGGUGGCGCGGGCGCUAGCACGACAUUCAUCAGAGUUUAUAAAGAUGCCUACAUCUCUUGCAGAAGAACAGAAGCUGAUGAUGGAAUUCCGCCAAAUAAGGAACUUCCCAUCGAUAAUUGGCUGCAUUGAUUGUACCCAUAUUAAAAUAAAAAAGCAUGGUGGUGAUUUAGCCCAAUAUUAUAUUAAUAGAAAGGGUUAUUACUCUCUCAAUGUUCAGGUGACCUGUGAUGCUAGUCUGCGCAUCAGAGACAUAGUUGCAAGGUGGCGAGGAAGCACUCAUGAUGCACGGAUAUUUAACGAAUCCGUCCUUAGAGAACGCUUUGAAGCAGGGGAGUUUAGAGGAAGAUUGCUAGGUGACUCUGGAUACAGACUAGAGCCAUAUUUGUUUACUCCGAUAUUAAAUCCACAUAACCAUGCUGAACAAAAUUAUAAUGAGGCACAUAUUGCAACAAGAAAUGUUGUAGAACGUUGUUUUGGUGUAUGGAAACAGCGCUUUCAAUGCCUGCUCCAUGGCAUGCCAAUGAAAUUUGGCAAUGUUAAAACUACUAUUGUGGCACUUGCAGUUUUGCACAAUAUUGCAAUUGUAUAUAAAGAUACAAAUGUGGUGGAGGACAAUUGUGAGCCCAGUACAGAAGAGCUACCAGAACAGCCCAGUAACAUGGACUCGAACCAUAGGCGAGGUAGAAAUGCUGCAAUCUUGCAAGCUUUUAUUGCAAGGCACUUCGAUGAAUAAACUUCUCCUCGCUUGCAGUUCCCUCCUGCAUUCCAUUUCACAAGCAGCAAUUAGUUCUGCAGGUGAACCAACUUGACUUGUG
Vanessa tameamea is the source of this 1258-nucleotide messenger RNA. RefSeq names its product putative nuclease HARBI1. The transcript has 4 exons. The record is from RefSeq and is a predicted model, not a curated record. The coding region runs from base 118 to 1176 and encodes 352 amino acids. NCBI's taxonomy places the organism in Eukaryota, Metazoa, Arthropoda, Insecta, Lepidoptera, Nymphalidae.